This is a messenger RNA of Alexandromys fortis (reed vole), 4536 nucleotides long. RefSeq names its product kelch like family member 18 (gene Klhl18). Bases 107 to 1846 code for a protein of 579 amino acids. NCBI's taxonomy places the organism in Eukaryota, Metazoa, Chordata, Mammalia, Rodentia, Cricetidae. The transcript has 10 exons. The record is from RefSeq and is a predicted model, not a curated record. Gene Ontology annotation, molecular function: protein binding.
CGGGCUUUCUCCGCGCUCCGAGCUGCCGUCGGCGUGCUCCCUUGCCCCGCCCUGGUUAAUGUGAAGCCUACCGGCCAGGCCUGCGCAGUUGCGGCGGCCGGGGAAGAUGGUGGAGGACGGCGCGGAGGAGCUGGAGGACUUGGUGCAUUUCUCCGUGUCGGAGUUGCCUAGUCGUGGCUACGGCGUCAUGGAGGAGAUCCGGCGGCAGGGCAAGCUGUGCGAUGUGACUCUCAAGAUCGGGGACCACAAGUUCAGUGCCCACCGGAUUGUCUUAGCAGCCUCCAUCCCGUACUUCCAUGCUAUGUUUACUAAUGAUAUGAUGGAGUGCAAACAGGAUGAGAUUGUAAUGCAAGGAAUGGACCCAAGUGCCCUGGAGGCUCUCAUCAACUUUGCUUACAAUGGCAACCUUGCUAUAGACCAGCAAAAUGUGCAGUCACUGCUGAUGGGGGCAAGCUUCCUGCAGCUGCAGAGCAUCAAAGACGCUUGCUGCACGUUCCUCCGAGAAAGACUUCACCCCAAAAAUUGCCUGGGUGUGCGCCAGUUUGCCGAGACGAUGAUGUGCGCUGUGCUAUAUGAUGCGGCCAACAGCUUCAUCCACCAGCACUUUGUGGAGGUGUCUCUGUCUGAAGAGUUCCUGGCCCUGCCCUUGGAAGACGUGCUUGAGCUGGUGUCUCGGGAUGAGCUGAAUGUGAAGUCAGAGGAGCAGGUUUUUGAAGCUGCACUGGCCUGGGUCAGAUACGACCGGGAGCAGAGGGGACCAUGCCUGCCAGAGCUCCUAUCCAAUAUCCGCCUGCCUCUCUGCCGGCCCCAGUUCCUAUCAGACCGAGUGCAGCAAGAUGACCUGGUGCGUUGCUGUCACAAGUGCAGGGACCUGGUAGAUGAAGCAAAGGACUAUCACCUCAUGCCAGAGCGCCGGCCCCACCUGCCAGCUUUCAGGACUCGGCCCCGAUGCUGUACAUCCAUCGCUGGGCUCAUCUAUGCCGUGGGGGGCCUCAACUCAGCAGCAAAUUUUUAUGCAGGUGACUCCCUGAAUGUGGUGGAAGUGUUCGACCCCAUCGCCAACCGCUGGGAAAAGUGCCAUCCCAUGACCACAGCCCGCAGCCGUGUGGGUGUGGCUGUGGUGAACGGGCUUCUCUAUGCUAUCGGGGGAUAUGACGGUCAGCUGCGGCUGAGCACUGUGGAGGCCUACAAUCCUGAGACGGACACAUGGACCAGAGUGGGGAGCAUGAAUAGCAAGCGAAGUGCCAUGGGGACAGUCGUGCUGGACGGACAGAUUUACGUCUGUGGAGGCUACGAUGGCAAUUCUUCCCUCAACUCUGUGGAGACCUACUCACCUGAGACGGACAAGUGGACGGUGGUGACUCCAAUGAGCUCAAACCGCAGCGCCGCUGGGGUUACAAUCUUCGAGGGCAGGAUAUACGUGUCAGGUGGCCAUGAUGGUUUGCAGAUCUUCAGCACUGUGGAACACUACAACCACCACACGGCCACCUGGCACCCAGCAGCCAGCAUGCUCAACAAGCGCUGCCGACAUGGCGCCGCCUCCCUGGGAAGCAAGAUGUUUGUGUGCGGGGGCUAUGAUGGCUCUGGCUUCCUCAGUAUUGCCGAGAUGUAUAGCUCUGUGGCAGACCAGUGGUGCCUCAUAGUACCUAUGCACACGCGCCGGAGUCGGGUCUCCCUUGUGGCCAGCUGCGGGCGCCUCUAUGCAGUGGGCGGUUAUGAUGGACAGUCAAACCUAAGCUCGGUGGAGAUGUAUGACCCAGAGACGGACCGCUGGACAUUUAUGGCCCCCAUGGCGUGCCAUGAGGGAGGGGUUGGUGUGGGCUGCAUCCCUCUUCUCACCAUCUAGGAGAGGGUGGGAUGUGGUGGGUUAGGGAUCUGGUACAAGCAUAGGCGCUUCCUUCCAGGGGCAAGUUCUCUCAGAAGAGGCAGUGGUGGACCAGAAGAUGGGGUAAAAUGCGAGCCUGCCAGAGGGACAGUGUCUCCAGGUGCUUACGUCCUCCCUUACUGUGCUGCCUUGUGACCUUAGGUUAUCAAGAUGCACAGCACAGGACAGAAGCCCCUCUGAGUCCCACAGCCAGUGACACGGAAGUGCUUUGCAGGUUCCAUCCAAGGCCAGUGUGCACAACUACAGUGCUGGCCCAGCUCCCACUUGCCACAGUGCUGUGAGUGCCCCCGUGCAGGUGGCCUUCCAGCCGACUCCUCCUCACCUGCUUGUCUGCAGCCAUGUUGUGGCCAACUUGCCGUCGGAAGCAGCAGUGUUGAAGCCCAUUGGAAACCGGGGUAAGGCUGGGAGAGGAAGGACGCCCUGGUGUUGUGACUGCCGGGGCAGCUACAGCAGCAUGCUGUAUGCGCACACGCUCUUCCUUCCGUCGUGGGGCUCAGAGGAUGUCGUCCCUGUCUCAGCAAGCAGGGAGCCAGAAGUCUUCCCAGUGCCUGAUGUUUUGGGAACUCAGUGAGGUCUUUCUUUGCUUGUCCCAGAGAACCAGGAGGGGAAUAGAGAUGUUUGAAAGAAACCGGAGGAAAUGGAAACCAUAAAGAGAAGCUGGAAGGAAAAGACUUUUGUAAGAGAACGUUUCUCACGAAAAGAAAACAAAAGAUACUAAAAGCAAUUAUACAUUAAAAUGGAAAACCAUCAAAGAUGACAGCAGUGGGAUCCACUCCCACAUUCGGGUCCCAGGGUCCCGAGCCCUCCUAAAGCAGUUGGGGUUCCCUCUGAGCUCCCACUGUGUCUAAAGUCAGGACAUUCCUGACUGGACCUUGUCAAGGUGCUCACCCAGUGUCAGAGGCUUAGGGAUCUGGCUGCAUUACUGCCACCCAUCUCUACAGGAGCUCCAGGGUUCGCUGGAGACUCCAGGCGCCCCUGUGAUUAUUUCCACUGCCACCCAGCGCUCCUUCAGAUCCCCACUCCCACAUCCAUUCCUUCCCUCUUUGGCCAGCCGGAAAUAGCCUGUCUGGCCAGAUCCGCACUUACCCAUCAACUGUCUUUGAAUAACUCGUCUGAUGUUUCUGAGGCACAUUGGCUGUUUGUACCUCUCAGACCUAACCAGGGGCUUUCUCCUACCAGCCAUGGACUACCUUGGUCAGGUGUGCCCUGCCAUUGCCCUGUUUUUCCAUCCACUCGCCUGCCCCGGGGUGGGUGGGGAGGCCACCUUCCCCCCAUCCCUUAGCAGACUGACCAGCAAGGUGGGCCUCUACAUUCAAGCAACGCUGGCUUUAUGAUAUAAAGACCUAAAGACUAAAAAAAGUCUUUUGCUGCUGCAAAGAAGAUAUUUUAUAUUUCUUCCUCUGAUCUUGGCAGACGACCUCGUGAAGAGACUCCAUGCUCCUUCCUCCUCUGGAUGGGACCUUACCGUAGCACAGAAGGGCCCAGAGAGGAGGUUUUUCUAUUACCAGUGCACUGGGCAGUGGGGCUGGCCUUCAACUGCUGCUGCCAAAAUCUGCUUUUCUAAAGUUCUUCCAGUAGAGACUAGAAGGGUACAAUUACUUUUAGCCCCAAACUGGGCCUAAGGGUCCCACUCUCCACCUGAUUGGUUUCUUGCCCAUUGCUGCCUGCCUGGGGCAGCCUAGAAGCCAGUCCCAAAGGCACAAUGUGAAGCCUGGGGCAUCCCUUACCCCAGACGGUCCAGUUUACCAGUGUGUGCAAUAGCCAUGGAUUCAGGAGGAAGGACUUUUGUUCCCUGCGACUUAAGAGCUGGGCCUCUGCUAUAAGCACUUGAAAAUCAUGUUUUUAUGUUUAAAGACUGAACAAUCUGAUAACGGAUACACGUUUAACUAGGCUCCCAGUGGAAUGCCAGCCUUUCUUCCCGCCCCUCAGUUUGCCUGCUGAAAUAGAGUCUGAGGGGGCCACGGGUCUCGGUCUUCUGUUGGUCCUGUCAGCAGGCGUGUAUCUGUGCUCAUCUUAAGUCCUUUCUUCUGUGAAUGGACCGCACAGCCUUGACUGCGAAGGUGCUGAGAACUGGUCAGUGAGCUCACAUGGGGACAGCUCCUUGUGAUGCUAGCAGACAGCAUUCCUGGAGACGACACAUCUUCCCCCGUCUGCUGCUGUUGGAUUAACCGCCCUGAGUCCACUCCCACCUCCUAGAGCAGCAGAUACGCUGUGCACGUAGAGAAAGGUCAAGUCAGUGUUUAACGUGGACUCUGAGCACACUUGAGCAAACAGGAGCAUUUCCAUACAUCCCAGUCUGAGGGCAGGUGGCUGGGCCGACUCUCUAGCAUUAGAACAGUAGGAUCAUGGGAAAACAGACAUCAGCAAAGGACAUGGUGGAAAGGAUGUAACAAGGAGAUAGGUCAAACAUACCUGGUGGACACAGGGUUGGCCACUGUCCUUUCUCAUUUCCCAUGCAUGGUUCUUCUGAGUUUCAUCGAAGAUCACAAGCAGAAGAGAGCUGAAGACCAGCUUCCUGGUGGAGCAUAAAGAUGGAAAGAAAUAGGAAUCCUGUCCCUCUUCACCCACAGUUGUUUCACAGGAAAUUUUUAUUUAUAGAACGCAUGUCUUUUGUGUUAAGAAACCAAAGAAAAAUAAAAACACUCCUAAUA